Molecule: messenger RNA, 5863 nt
Organism: Condylura cristata (star-nosed mole)
Lineage: Eukaryota; Metazoa; Chordata; Mammalia; Eulipotyphla; Talpidae
Gene: ACAN
Product: aggrecan
Exons: 15
Coding region: 1-5787 (1928 amino acids)
Biological process (GO): cell adhesion
Molecular function (GO): hyaluronic acid binding; calcium ion binding
Source: RefSeq, a predicted model, not a curated record
AUGACGUGGCCAGCCCCAGACGAAGCCAGCGAGUCCACGUUGGAGGGGCCGUGGCAGGCAGCCCUGGCUCCACGGGCCUCGUGCUGCCCCAAGCCGCCCGCGGUGGCGGGGAGAGUCUGUGGGACAGAAGCGCCGGGUUCCCGGGGCUGCCGCACGGGUGCCCGUAACCGUGGCGGCUUCGAGUGGCGAGCUGCUCCGCUGGGCUCUGAAAGCCAGCAGCCCCGGCCAAGGCGCCCACCUGGUCCCUGCAGCCUCGGCGGCUGCCGGCACUCCUGGCUUGCGCCUCGCCGCAGGCCCCUGGCCCCUGUGGCGUGCAGUCCGCCCCCCCUCCGGCGGGGCCACGUUCGGGACCAGCCUGUGGACAAGGUGGGCCUGCACGGGCUUCCACCAAGUGGUCGUGACCCCCAUCGGGCUGUGCCGGGCUGUUCUGGCGGCAGCAGCCCAAUCACGGGGUCAUUUGCACCCCCGGGGCACCUGUCCACACCCUCCUCCUCCAGCAAGUACUCGGACCCUGAGAACGCGCUGAGCGUGAGCAUCCCGGAGCCGUCCCCGCUGCGGGUCCUGCUGGGGAGCUCCCUCACCAUCCCCUGCUACUUCAUCGACCCCAUGCACCCCGUGACCACCGCCCCCUCCACCGCCCCCCUGGCCCCGAGAAUCAAGUGGAGCCGCAUCUCCCAGGACCAGGAGCUGGUGCUGCUGGUGGCCACGGAGGGGCAGGUGCGGGUGCACAGCGCCUUCCGGGACAAGGUCUCGCUGCUCAACUACCCCGCCGUGCCCAGCGACGCCACCCUGGAGGUCCAGAACGUGCGCGCCAACGACUCGGGCGUCUACCGCUGCGAGGUGGCCCACGGCAUCGAGGACAGCGAGGCCACGCUGGAGGUCGUGGUGAGAGGGGGCUACCAGGGGCCCCGCCUGUCUCGGGGCUACCAGGGCCCCCGCCUGUCUCACAGCCUCCAGGCAGGGUUCCAGCCGACACCCGGCCUGGGUCCCCUGAGCCCCCCCUUCUCUCCUCGCCUCCCCCCAGGGGUCGUGUUCCACUACCGCCCGGGCCCCACCCGCUACUCGCUGACCUUCGCGGAGGCCCGGCAGGCCUGUCUGCGCACCGGGGCGCUCAUGGCCUCGCCCGAGCAGCUGCAGGCCGCCUACGAGGCCGGCUACGAGCAGUGUGACGCCGGCUGGCUGGCCGACCAGACCGUCAGAUACCCCAUCGUGAGCCCGCGGACUGCGUGCGUGGGCGACAAGGACAGCAGCCCCGGGGUCAGGACCUACGGCGUGCGUCCGCCGUCAGAAACCUACGACGUCUACUGCUACGUGGACAGGCUGGAGGGGGAGGUGUUCUUCGCCACCCGCCCGGAGCAGUUCACCUUCCAGGAGGCGCUGCAGUUCUGUGCGGCUCACAACGCCACGCUCGCCUCCACGGGCCAGCUCUAUGCCGCCUGGAGCCGAGGCCUGGACAAGUGCUUCGCCGGCUGGCUGGCGGACGGCACCAUCCGCUACCCCAUCGUCACCCCGAGACCCGCCUGCGGCGGGGACAAGCCGGGGGUGAGAACCGUCUACCUCUACCCCAACCAGACAGGCCUCCCGGACCCCCUGUCCCGCCACCACGCCUUCUGCUUCCGAGGCGUCUCCGGCGUGCCCUCUCCGGGAGAAGAAGAGGGUGGCACCCCCGCACCGCCCCCCAACGUGGAGGACCGGAUUGUCACCCACGUGGCGCCUGGCGUGGCUGUGCUGCCCCCCGGGGAGGAGACGACUGCCCCCCUGGACUUCUCCCCUGAGCCAGAAAACCAGACGGAGUGGGAGCUGGCCUACACCCCACUGCCAGGACUCCCUCCCACGUGGCCAGCCCCGGGCGCAGAGGGCAGCACAGAAGCAUCUUCUGCCACAGUAGCGCCCUUGACCUCCGAAGAGCCGACCCCGCCAGAGGAGCCAGCCACGUAUUCACCCCUGGUGCCCAGUGGGACUGAACUGCCAGGAUUUGGGGAGUCCACUGGGGCGCCCGAAGUCAGCAGUGACCUGGAAGCCAGUGGGCAGCCCUCAGGGGGGAGUGGGAGUGGACUGCCCUCCGAGGGCCUUGACGCCAGCGGUCUCCCCUCUGCCGCGGGCUCAGGCCUGCCAGUGGGAAGUGGACUGGCCUCCGGGGAUGGAGACAGAGUUAAGUGGUCCAGCACUCCCAUUGUCAGCAGACUGCCCUCUGGAGACAAGGACCUAGAAGGUUCUGCUUCUGGAGAAGGGGACCUCAGUGGGCUUCCUUCUGGAGAAGGCCCAGAACCCCCAGCCUCUGGNNNNGGGGACCUCAGUGGGCUUCCUUCUGGAGAAGGCCCAGAACCCUCAGCCUCUGGAGAGGGGGACCUCAGUGCGCUUCCUUCUGGAAAAGGCCCAGAACCCUCAGUCUCUGGAGAAGGGGACUUCAGUGGGCUUUCUUCUGGAGGAGACAGUCACUUAGAGACUUCGGCUUCUGGAGUAGAAGACCUCGGUGGGCUUCCUUCUGGAGAAGGCCCAGAACCCCCAGCCUCUGGAGAAGGGGACCUCAGUGGGCUUCCUUCUGGAGAAGGCCCAGAACCCCCAGCCUCUGGAGAAGGGGACCUCAGUGGGCUUCCUUCUGGAGAAGGCCCAGAACCCCCAACCUCUGGAGAAGGGGACCUCAGUGGAGAUUCCUCUGGAGGAGAGGGUGAUCUAGACACCUCUGUUUCUGGAGUAGGAGAGGGCCUCAGUGGGCUUCCUUCUGGAGGAGACAGUCACUUCGAGACUUCGGCUUCUGGAGCAGGAGACCUCGGUGGGCUUCCUUCCGGAGAGGGUCAUUUACACAUCUCUGCUUCCGGAGUAGAGGACCUCCAUGGAGUCCCUUCUGGAGAUGGUCUGGAGACCUCGGCUUCUGGAGCCGGAGACCGCGGUGGGCUUCUGUCCGGAGAAGGUCCGGAAGCCUCUGCCUCUGGAGAAGGGCGCCUUGGUGGGCUCCCCCCUGGAAGGGAGGGUCUCGACACCGCUGCCUCUGGAGCCGGGGGCCUGCAUGGGCGGCCUUCUGAGGAAGGAGACCUGCUUGGCUCUGCUUCUGGAGACUCGGGUCUCGGCAGCCUGCCUUCUGGGACCCUAGGAAGUGGGCAAACUCCAGAAGCAAGUGGCCUUCCCUCUGGCUUUAGUGGUGAGUACUCUGGGGUGGACCUUGGAAGUGGACCAUCCUCCGGCCUGCCUGACUUUGGCGAGCUGCCAUCUGGGCUCCCCACGGUCUCCCUCGUGGACACUACCUUGGUGGAAGUCGUGACAGCCGCCACUGCUGGGGAGCUGGAAGGGAGGGGGACCGUUGGCAUCAGCGGUGCUGGGGAGCUAUCUGGGCUGCCCUUCGGCGAGCUGGACAUUAGCGGGGCGGGCAGUGGGCUCCCUUCAGGACCUGGAGCCAGCGGCCAGCCGUCCGGGGCCCCUGACAUCAGCACGGGAACAUCUGGGCUUUCUGAGGUCAGUGGGCAGCCAUCGGGGUUUUCUGGGGAAACAUCUGGAGUGACUGAACUCAGUGGACUGUCCUCUGGACAGCCAGAUGUCAGCGGAGAAGCUUCUGGCGUUCUUUAUGGCAGCAGCCAGCCGUUUGGCAUAACCGACCUAAGUGGAGAAAUAUCCGGGGCCCCUGACCUCAGUGGACAGUCAUCGGGGGUGCCAGGGCUCAGUGAGAUGACCUCAGGGGUCCCUGAGCUGGUUUCCAGCAUCACGAGUGGCAGUGGUGAGUCUUCAGGCGUUACCUUCGUGGACACGCGCUUGGUGGAAGUGACCCCAGCUCCACCGAAAGAAGAAGAAGGCUUAGGGUCCGUGGACCUCAGUGGCCUCCCUUCCGGGGAGGCAGACCUCUCCGGCGCAUCUGGGCUGGUGGAUGUCAGCGGAGAAGCUUCUGGAGCAGUCGGCUCCAGCGGGUUUACGUCCCGGCCGCCCGAAUCCAGCGGCCAGCCGAGCGGAGCAGCUCAGGGCAGUGGGGACCCCUCUGGCGCUGAGCUGGGGAGCGGCGAGCCCUCGGGGGCCUCCGAGGGCAGCGGACUUCUGUCGGGCUUCCCCACCGUUUCUCUUGAGGACAGGACUUUGGUGGAGUCUGCCACGCAGGCUGCGGCAGCCCAGGAAGCAGGGGAAGGGCCUUCGGGGGUUCUGGAGCUCAGUUCGGGGGUUCUGGAGCUCAGCGGUGCCCAUUCUGGAAUGCCAGAUGCGUCUGGAGACCACUCGGGGUUUCUGGACCUCGGUGGACUGCAGUCCGGGCUGGCAGUGCCCAGCGGGGAGCCAUCCGGCGCUCCACAUUUCAGCGGGGACGUGAGUGGGGACCCGCUCGCAGCCACGGGUGCCAGCGGGGAGGCCUCAGGGCUUCUAGAAGUUACUCUCAUCACCUCUGAGCUGGUGGAAGGGGUCACCGAGCCCACAGCUGCGCAGGAGCUUGCCCAGAGACCACCCGCGACACACACCCCCCAGCUCCUGGAGUCCAGCGGCGACGCCUCUGCCUCGGGCGACCUCAGCGGCGCCGCCCCCGGGUUUCCUGGCUCCGGGGUGGAAGCCUCAUCGGUUCCAGAACCCAGCAGCGAGACUUCGGCCGACCCUGAAGGGGGCGUGGGGGCGUCUGCCGCCAGCGGGGCAGCUUCCGGAAGCCCUGAUCUGCCCGAAACCACCCCCUUCCGCGACGCUGAUGUGGAGGGAGCCUCGGGCCUGGGGCUGGGCCGCAGCCCCUCGGCCUUUCCUCCGGAAGGCCCUGGGGAGGGCUCGGCCGCCCCAGAAGUGAGUGGGAAGCCCGUGGUCACCUACGACGGGAGCACAGAGGCAUCGGGCUGGCCUUUGACCACACCCGUGGCUUCCGGGGACAGGACUGAGCUCAGCGGAGACCCGUCCGGUCACCCCUCGGGGCUGGGCACUGUCAUCGGCACCAGCGUCCCCGAGUCCGAGUGGACCCAGCACCCUGCAGAGGCACUUCUGGAAGCCGGGCCCUCAAGCCCCGAGCAGUCAGGCGGCGAGGCCCACGCAGCAGCCACGGCCACGACCCCGACGGGCGCUUCCCGCCCCACAUCCCCCGAAGGGACAGGCGAGGCGGAGGCCACAGACAGUGACGAGUGCCUCCCAAGCCCUUGUCUGAACGGAGCCACCUGCGUGGACGCCUUCGACUCUUUCACAUGCUUAUGCCUUCCCAGCUACCGAGGGGACCUGUGUGAGAUCGACCAGGAGCUGUGCGAGGAGGGCUGGACCAAGUUCCAAGGCCACUGCUACCGCCACUUCCCCGACCGCGAGACCUGGGUGGACGCGGAGAGCCGGUGCCGCGAGCAGCAGGCCCACCUGAGCAGCGUCAUCACCCCCGAGGAGCAGGAGUUCGUCAACAACAACGCCCAGGACUACCAGUGGAUCGGCCUGAACGACAGGACCAUCGAAGGCGACUUCCGCUGGUCGGACGGGCACUCCCUGCAAUUCGAGAACUGGCGCCCCAACCAGCCCGACAACUUUUUUGCCACCGGUGAGGACUGCGUGGUGAUGAUCUGGCACGAGAAGGGCGAGUGGAACGACGUCCCCUGCAAUUACCACCUGCCCUUCACCUGCAAAAAGGGCACAGUGGCCUGCGGAGAGCCCCCCGCGGUGGCGCACGCCAGGACCUUCGGGCAGAAAAGGGACCGGUACGAGAUCAACUCCCUGGUGCGGUACCAGUGCCACGAGGGCUUCGUCCAGCGCCACGUGCCCACCAUCCGGUGCCAGCCCAGCGGGCAGUGGGAGGAGCCUCGGGUCACCUGCACAGACCCCGCCGCCUACAAGCACCGACUACGGAAGCCGCGCACGGCCCACUGAGGGUCCCGGACCAGCAGCCGCCGAGCCGGACCACGCGCCCUCUCUGCUGCUUUCUGUCCUGGGCGGGUCCCCGAAG